Morus notabilis is the source of this 1934-nucleotide messenger RNA. RefSeq names its product probable glycerol-3-phosphate acyltransferase 3. Gene Ontology annotation, cellular component: membrane. NCBI's taxonomy places the organism in Eukaryota, Viridiplantae, Streptophyta, Magnoliopsida, Rosales, Moraceae. The record is from RefSeq and is a predicted model, not a curated record. Gene Ontology annotation, biological process: cutin biosynthetic process. Gene Ontology annotation, molecular function: phosphatase activity; glycerol-3-phosphate 2-O-acyltransferase activity.
AAAAAGAAAACCUAUCACAACUAAAAAUCAGUAUCAGAAAAAUAUGGCGAAAGCUUUCUUCUUCAAAAUAUUCUUCUUCUUCUUCUACCGCAUUCUGUUCAGAAAACUAAAAACCCUGCGCAGAAGUUUCAGCAACAGGCAUGCAAUUAGCUACUCAUCAAGUGUUAAAAAACUUCACAAGUUUCAUACUCUUUCUUCCCACAGAUCUGAUGAUCAUGAUGAGCUCUCCAACGCGAUUCUGAUCUUCAACGUGGAAAGAUCUUUGCUGAAAUCUUCUUCUAUGUUUCCAUACUUCAUGCUCGUCGCUUUCGAAGCCGGUGGUCUCUUUCGGUCGCUUCUUCUUUUUGUUAUGUACCCUUUUAUCUGCUUGUUGAGCCAGGAAAUGGGGUUGAAAGUGAUGGUGAUGAUCUGCUUCUUCGGCAUCAAGAAGAAGAGCUUUAGGGUUGGCACCGCCGUGCUGCCCAAGUUCUACUUAGAGGACGUCGGGUUCGAGAUAUUCGAGGUGCUCCAAAGGGGUUCCAAAAGAGUGGCUUUCACGGAUUUUCCUGUUGUUAUGGUGGAGAGUUUCUUGAGAGAUUAUUUGCAGAUUGAUGUUGUGGUGGGAAGAGAGCUUAAGGUGUUUGGUGGGUACUAUUUGGGAAUCAUGGAAGAGACCAAGAAGAAAGAUAUUCACGACGUAGCUUCCUAUAUUGAUGAAAUAAUUGUCACAGCAGAUCAGAAAGGCAGUACCAACGGUUCUGAUGUUAUUGGCAUCACCGACUUCAACAGCUUUUGCGAUCAUCACCAAUUAUUCUCCCAUUGCAAGGAUGUGUACUUGGUGAUUAAAGCAGACAAGAGAAACUGGCAGAACCUACCCAGAGAGAAUUAUCCCAAGCCCCUGAUCUUCCAUGACGGUAGAUUGGCUUUUAGACCAACCCCUCUGCGGACCCUACAAGCCCUUUUGUGGGGCCCAUUUGGGCUUGUCCUCUCCGUGGCUAGGGUCGCAAUUGCCCUGUCACUCCCUUACGGCAUCUCCUGUCCCAUACUAGCCUUCAGCGGGCUGCGCUUGACGGUCACGAAGCCCAAAUUCCCCGGCCCAAUUAAAAAGCCCAAGGAGGGAGGUCAGUCGAAGUCGAAAGGGCUCCUCUACGUGUGCAACCACAGAACUCUGCUGGACCCGCUCUACCUCUGCUUCGCCUUGAAAGCCAACCUCACCGCGCUCACCUACAGCCUGAGCAGAAUGUCGGAGAUACUCGCGCCAAUCAGAACCGUUCGUUUGACGAGAAACCGCAAUCAGGACUCUAUCAAGAUGGAAAAGCUGUUGAAUCAAGGGGACCUUGUUGUAUGUCCCGAGGGAACCACGUGUAGGAGGUUCAGCCCGCUUUUUUCGGAGAUCGCGGAUGACGUGGUCCCGGUCGCUGUGGGAACCCACGUAAGCAUGUUUCACGGCACCACUGCCGGUGGGCUCAAGUGCCUGGACCCACUUUUCUUCCUCAUGAACCCUUCGCCGAUCUACACCGUCCAGAUAUUGGAAAAGCUGUCGGGAUUGUCCACGUGUCGCGACAGUAAUGAAUCCAGAUUCCACGUGGCGAAUCAGGUGCAGGGCGAGCUUGGGAAGGCGUUGGAAUUUGAAUGCACAAAGCUAACGAGGAGGGAUAAAUACUUGAUUCUGGCGGGCAACGAAGGGAUGGUAACUUCUACAGAGUGAUGUAAAUUUAAAAACAACUCAAAAAGAUUGAGAUAACAAUUCUGUUCUUUUGCUGUUGUAUUCUGAAUAUAUAAUCUUUUUUUUUUCUUUUGUUAGUUUUCUAUUACGAUGUUCCAAAACUACAGUAAUUGAGGAUAAAAAAUGAAAAAGAAGAGAUAGAAAUCAUAGAGGAACUCUUGCUAUUUUGUAUUUAGUGCUUAUGUGUGAUUUGUAUAUUCCAACCAUUGCUGAGUUCAGGUGAUCAAGU